Molecule: messenger RNA, 3415 nt
Organism: Ipomoea nil (Japanese morning glory)
Lineage: Eukaryota; Viridiplantae; Streptophyta; Magnoliopsida; Solanales; Convolvulaceae
Product: mechanosensitive ion channel protein 10-like
Exons: 6
Coding region: 207-2525 (772 amino acids)
Biological process (GO): transmembrane transport; monoatomic anion transport; detection of mechanical stimulus
Cellular component (GO): plasma membrane
Molecular function (GO): mechanosensitive monoatomic ion channel activity
Source: RefSeq, a predicted model, not a curated record
UGACCAUUCCAGCCACUAAUCUGAAGUUUCUGGUUCUCGGGUCUGUUCUUGAAUCUUGAUAUGACCUCUGGACUUCUCAGCUUAUUUUGAUUUACUGCAACGUGGUUAAGGUGAACACUUUGUUGCUAUUUUCUUCUAAAACAUUGCAUCUGGGUAUUAAAGUUUGAAGCUUUUCAAUUGUUUGUGUUUGUUGUCAUUGGAUUGUGAUGGAUGCAAAUGGUAAUGCUCCAAAGACUAGCACUGGAGAAAUUAGCACAGCGGAGAACAAGAAAGCGGCAAGUGAGGUGGUUGUUGUGAUCUCUGGUGAUGAAAAAGAUUCAGGGAAUCUGCAUAAUGAUGUGAGGGAUCAAAAGGCUAAACCUUCAUCUGAUUCUCAUUCGCCCCGUGUCCCAGUGACUUGUUCCUCCCCUGAGAAUGCGACAUUCAGCCCGAGUGCCAAUAAGCCUCCCAAAAUACCCAAUUCAGGCCUCACUCGGCGUAAGUCACUUGCAAGAUCUGUGUACUCGAAACCCAAAUCAAGAUUUGGUGAACAACCCGUGACUAUUGAUCAUGAUAUGUUUGAUGAGCAAGUUGAGCAAACCUAUGCAAAUGCGUCUAAUCGUGCUUCGCCUAUCAACAAAUUGGGUUCGGGUUCGUACAAAGAGACUGCAAGGACUGUUUCAGUGUGCGUUACCCCCAAAACACCGUUGAUGGCAUCACCGGGGGGCGGUUUUGGAGGCGAUGAUGAACACGAGGAGAUAUACAAGAAAGUUAAAGUGAGGGAGAAGUUGAGGCUUAGGAAAGUGAAACUGAGAGUUCUAAGUGAAUGGUCAUUAUUUUUUUGCCUUUUAGGGUGUCUGAUUGCUAGCCUGACGGUUAAUAAGGUGCAAAAAUGGAGAAUUUGGGAUUUGGAGAUCUGGAAGUGGAUAACACUUGUUAUGGUGACCUUAAAUGGACUGUUGGUCACGAAAUGGUUCAUCCAUUUUCUCGCCUUGUUGAUUGAGCUGAACUUUCUGAUGAGGAAGAAGGUGUUGUACUUUGUUUACAGUUUGAAGAAGAGCGUUCGGGUCUGUCUUUGGCUGAGUCUGGUCCUUGUCACUUGGGUUUCCCUCUUCACACACGGAGUUCGGAGAUCACGUGUUGCCAACCGAGUUUUGGAUUACAUUACUUGGACAAUCGCUUCGUUGGUUAUUGGCGCUUUUUUGUGGCUCGUGAAGACUCUACUGCUUAAGAUCUUGGCGUCCUCUUUUCAUGUGAACACGUUCUUCGACAGAAUCCAAGAAUCGAUAUUUCAUCAGUACAUUCUAUUGACCCUUUCGGGGGCUGCUGUUAUGGAGUCUGCGGGGAUGAUUAGGAGAACAAACAGUACUAUCAGUCAGCUUAGUUUCCAAAGGACAAAGAAGGGAAAGGACGGGAAGGAGAAGAAAGAGAAAGAAGUUAUCGAUAUUAAUAAGCUCCAUCAGAUGAAGAGGGAGAAGGUAUCUGCGUGGACAAUGAAAAUGUUAGUCGAUGUCAUUUCUAAUACGGGGCUGUCCACCAUCUCUGGUUCGUUCGAUGAAGCCACCUUUGAUGGAGAAUAUGAACAACCCGAUAAGGAGAUUACUAACGAAGAGGAAGCACUUGCUGCUGCAUAUCACAUUUUCAGGAAUGUUGCACAGCCGGGUUCCAAGUAUAUCGAUGAGUUUGACCUAAGGAGAUUCUUGAUUAAAGAAGAGGUGGAUAUGGUGUUCCCUAUGAUAGAUGUGGCUGAGACUGGACAAAUUGACAGGAAAACUUUGACAGAGUGGGUGGUUAAGGUUUACAAGGACCGCAAAACGCUAGUGCAUGCUUUAAACGAUACGAAAACAGCUGUCAGGCAGUUGGGCAAGCUUGUCACAGGGAUUCUGUUAAUUGUAAUAAUAAUCAUAUGGCUUCUGUUAGUGGGGAUAGCUACUACGAAAGUAAUCUUCUUUCUGUCAUCCCAACUUGUCGUUGCUGCUUUUAUGUUCGGGAACACUUGCAAGAUUAUCUUCGAAGCUAUUGUCUUCGUGUUUGUGAUGCAUCCAUUUGAUGUUGGCGAUCGCUGUGUCAUUGACGGGGUUCAGAUGAUUGUCGAGGAAAUGAACAUCUUAACAACUAUCUUCUUGAGAUACGACAACGAAAAAAUAUACUAUCCAAAUUCCGUCUUGGCUACUAAGCCCAUCAGCAAUUACAAGAGAAGUCCUGAUAUGAGUGAUUCCUUCGAGUUCUCAAUCGAUUUCAGGACACCUGUGGAGAAGAUCGGAACUCUAAACGAAAAAGUAAAGAAGUAUAUAGAAAAAUCCCCUCUUUGGCACGCCAAUCACAACUUGGUGGUGAAGGAGAUUGAAAACAUGAAUAAAAUAAAGAUGGCCUUAUAUUUCAAUCAUACGAUGAACUUUCAAGAUUUCGGGGAGAAAAACAAGCGGAGAACUGGACUGAUCCUAGAAAUGAAGAAAAUGUUCGAGGAUCUGAAUAUCAGAUAUGAUCUUCUUCCUCAAGAAGUUCAUCUUGUUGAGUCAAAAGCUACAAGCGGGAGAAGUAAAUGACUUUGUUCCCUCUCCCGCUAAUGGAGUUUGAUUUGCGGUAAGGUUUUGAAAAUUUUCGCGUCGGCAGCGAGGUGAAUGGCUAUGUUUGAACUGUGAAGAUAUGAUUUUUAGUCAUGGCUAGAUGCAAGGCUAAAUUUCUGCUGCUACUAAUGCUAGUGGAUAGAUAGAUUGUAGGUGCAACCAAAGCAAGGGUUAGAGAAGGAAUGUUUUGGUGUUGUUUGAGAAUUUUGAUUAACCAUCUCUUGAACAAUGAAGGUUGCUAAUAGGUUAUCGUCUUAGUUUCAUUCAUCUCUUCUUGGUUGGUGUUAUUAGUUUCUUUCAGUUUAAUUCUAGCUUCCUUGAGUGCCAUUCUUUGGUGCAAAAAUGUUGAAUUCCGCCAACCCCAAGCUCGUUUGAUUUGUGUGAGGCUUCCGUGAGUUUCAAGGGGCUAUUCUUUGGUGGAACCCCAAGCUCGUUUGGUUUGUGUGAGGCUCUCGUGAAUUUCAAGGGACCAUUAUUUGGUGGAGAAAAGGUUGAAUUCUGUCAACUCCAAGCUCGUUUGGUUUGAGUGGGGCUUAUGUAAGUUUUAAGGUGCCAUUAUUUGGUGGGAAAAAAAAGUUGAAUUCUGCCAAAUCCAUGCUCGUUUGGUUUGUAUGAGGUUCCUUUGAAUUUUAAGGCGCUAAAUGGCUUGCAUCAGCUCUAAUGCCAUUUGGUGAAAAGAGAUUGAAUUAUGCAUGACAGGUAAAUAUCCAGAGUACUUAAAAGAGGUUGGGAGUGAAAGUUGGUCGUUUCUAGGUUCCAACUUUUGUCUAUUCCUUUUUAGUGGAAUGUAUGAUUAUUUCCGUGACUAUUGAACCAACUCGAGGGGUCUUUAAUGCCAUUAUUUGGUUAGGCCUUUUUUGGCGUUUUUA